GACAGGUGCAAUGUGUGUGUUCAGGUGUGUGUGUGUGUUGCUGUGUGUCACUGUGACUGUGUGUCUGAACCUGCUAGAAGAACCUGUGAUGUUCACUGGACCAACAGGAAGUUUGUUUGGAUUCUCCAUUGACUUUCACUCUCUGAACAACACGUUCUUCAUUGUCAUCGGAGCUCCCAAAGCCAACACCAGCCAGCCAGGAGUGACAGAAGGAGGGGCUGUGUUUCUGUGUACCUGGUCACCUGGAGGAGCUUGUGACAUUAUCGACUUUGACCUGACAGGUGACGAAGAACACAGCAGCUCAGAUCUCAGCUUUCACUCCUUUAAGAGUCGCCAGUGGUUUGGCGCUUCUGUUCGCUCCGUCAGCAGCACACACCUGCUGGCGUGUGCACCACUAUUUCAUUGGAACGUUAAACAGAGAGGGGCUGAGUCAGGGAAAACACCUGUAGGAAAUUGUCUCCUAUUGGACCACAUGACCAGGAGCUCCACACCUUUCUCUCCCUGCAGAGGAAGCUUGAUGGAGGAUGACUACAAGCGGAUGAACAACAGAAAUGAUCACCGCUACUGUGAGGUUGGCUUCAGCACGGAUAUUACCAAGGACGGUCGGCUGGUGCUUGGAGCUCCAGGAAGCUUCUACUUCCAGGGUCAGGUGAUCACAGUGGGCGUCAGUGACAUCAUCAACAGUGGACGGAGCAAUGAACCCAUUCAGUAUGUGACCGGAAUCCACCAGUCAGAUGAACAGGGAGGUUACGACCUUUACCGUGGUUACUCUGUUGCCAGUGGUCUGUUGACUGGAGACUCCACACCGGAUUAUGUGGUCGGGGUUCCUAAUGACAGGAACUUAGCAGGAACUGUGAAGAUCUAUGAUGGCAGGAUGAGGAGUUCCCUGAGAGUUCACCACACCUUCAUGGGAGUUCAGGUGGCGUCCUACUUUGGACACAGCGUGGCCGUAGCCGAUAUUAACAGUGAUGGUCUGGAUGAUGUGCUGGUUGGAGCUCCUCUCUUCAUGGACAGAGUGAUGGAGCAGCUGCAGGAGAGGGGACAGGUGCUUUUAUACCUGCAGAAGAGACAAGCCUCCUUUCCCUCACAGCCCGACCAAUCACUGAUCGGUCAGUCUUUGUAUGGUCGGUUUGGCUCUGCCCUCAUCGUGCUGGGUGACCUGGACAUGGAUGGUUACCAAGAUGUCGCUGUUGGAGCUCCAUGGUCAGGUGACAUUGGUGGAGGGCAGGUGUUUAUUUAUCUGGGCAACAGCAACGGUCUAUCAGCCAUGCCCUCACAGGUGAUUGACAGCCCAUUGCCUUCCAGGAGGUCAGCAUUUGGAUUUUCUCUCAGGUCAGGUGUGGACCUUGAUGGGAAUGGAUACCCAGAUCUGCUGGUUGGGGCGUGGGGUGCAGACCGAGCCUUUCUCUACAGGUCUCAGGCUGUGAUCCAGUCCAGAGUUUCUGUCUCACUGCUGCCGGACUUCCUGAAUCCAGAUGUUAAACUGUGUCAUCACAGAAACAUACCUGUUUCAUGUUUUGCUGUUCGAAUGUGCGUCUAUGUCUCUGGUCACAAAAUCCCUCAGCAGACAGGUCUCAGGGUGGAGCUACAGCUCGACACAAUGAAGCAGCCAAUGGCACGAAGAACUCUGUUGCUGUCGACCAAUCAGCCACAGGAGUCAAUGGAGCUGGUUGUUGAGAGGCAGGUGGGCUGGGCCUGUACCAAUCACACAGCAUACCUGAGGUCUGAGGAGGAGGUUCGGGAUAAACUGAGUUUGAUCUUCAUCACUGCUGAGAUCAGCCUCCUGAACUCUACCCAAAAUGCUCUGCUGCAUGGACAGACUCACACAACAGUCCAGAGCAGGCUGAUUCUGGACUGUGGGGACGAUAACGUUUGCAUUCCUGACCUGAAGCUGAGCGCUAAACCUGUAUCAGACAGCGUGUUGGUCGGAGACGAUCAGUCCGUGUUGUUGUCAGUAUCGGCUAUGAACGAUGGCGAGGGUGCUUAUGAGACCGAACUGGUGGUCCGAAUCCCUGAACACACACACUUCCAGAGCAGUCAGGGUGUAAACCGGCUGGUGUGUGUUCAGAGGAAAGAAAACCAGACGGUUGUUGUCACCUGUGACCUUGGAAACCCCAUGAAACAAAAACAGAAAGUGCAGACCGGGCUCUUGUUUAGUGUCGGCCACCUGGAGGAGGUGGAGAGUCACAUCACUUUUAGCCUCAGAGUUCGGAGUAAGAACUCCGUGAACUCCAGCAGUAACCAGGUGAUAGUGAAGGUUCGGGUGAAGGCGGAGGCCACGCUGGAGAUCAGAGGAGGCUCUGUCCCUUCAGAAGUCCUAUUGCCUGACCUAGACUGGCAGCCUGGAGUGAACCCUCAGAGACUGGAGGAAGUUGGCCCACUGGUCGAGCACGUGUAUGAGAUCAAGAAUCAGGGUCCCAGUUCUGUCAAUGCCCGACUGACUGUGGACUUUCCUUCUACUUGGCGACAUCACUUCCUGCUCAAUGUCAUCUCCACCCCCUCAGAAGAAUCACUGAGUUGUCACACCCUGAACACAUCAGAGGUGGUGCCUUUAGAGCUGCUAGGUAACUUCACUACAGUUUCUCAGUCAAUCCAGCAGGAGGAGACAAACUCCUUCAGACAAACUGUCCAUGUGAACUGCAGCAGCAGAGAGACGAGGUGUGUCAGGUUUGAGUGUGAUGUCAUGGAUUUGGGGCGGGGCUUUAGUGCCGUGAUAAAAGUCUCAGCCCGUCUUUCGAUGGACACGCUCAUGCAGACACCUUACCUGAACUAUGACAUUGUUUCCUCCGCCUCUUAUGAUGUCACCAGCGCAACAUCAAAGGUCCAACCACUGCUGCUCAGCAGUGGACAGACACAGACUCAGUUCAGUGUGGUGUGGCGUCCGCCUCAUGGAGAGAAGCCCGUUCCUAUUAGCUACAUCAUCCUAUCAGUCAUCUCUGGACUCCUCCUCCUCUGUCUGCUCUGCUUCAUCUUCUGGAAGCUGGGCUUCUUUAGGCGCACCAGACCCCCCACUGAUGAUGAUGAUGAUGAUGGUGAAGAUAAUGGACAGCAUCAACUGGCUGAGGAGAGUCACAUGACUGAAUAACACAUCUUCACCUGAAGCUACAAUCAGCUGUUAAUAUCUUACUCAUGUUUCACUGCUGCUGUAAAUAUUCAGCUCACAUCAAAUAAUUCUUCUCACAUAUAAAGCCCUUAAUGAUCUAGCUCCAUCAUACAUCAGAGAUCUGAUUGGUCCAUAUGUUCCUAACAGAGCACUUUGUUCUCAGACUGCAGGU
Messenger RNA from Girardinichthys multiradiatus, 3275 nucleotides. Its product is annotated as integrin alpha-IIb-like. Gene Ontology annotation, biological process: cell-matrix adhesion; cell adhesion mediated by integrin; cell-cell adhesion. Bases 11 to 3085 code for a protein of 1024 amino acids. Gene Ontology annotation, molecular function: integrin binding. Gene Ontology annotation, cellular component: external side of plasma membrane; integrin complex. The transcript is spliced from 31 exons. The record is from RefSeq and is a predicted model, not a curated record. Lineage: Eukaryota; Metazoa; Chordata; Actinopteri; Cyprinodontiformes; Goodeidae.